This is a messenger RNA of Oreochromis niloticus (Nile tilapia), 2622 nucleotides long. It is a transcript of the gene pwwp2a, whose product is annotated as PWWP domain containing 2A. Lineage: Eukaryota; Metazoa; Chordata; Actinopteri; Cichliformes; Cichlidae. The record is from RefSeq and is a predicted model, not a curated record.
AGGGACCGGAAGUCUCUCAGAGCUUUAAAGUGUAAGAAUAUGUUUGAUGUGAUCUUCUAUGGUCAUGUUUGUCACUGACACACAACAGAGUGCCCGCUGAUCAGCUGCGCGGUGAUCAGCUGCUCAUCGAUCACAGGUUUCGGGUGUUGUGAUUACUGGGACCUCCAUGAUGCUGUCUCUGCUCCAUUUUCUGCCUCUGUGGUCACACAUCGAUCCGCCCUGCGUUGGUUAUUCCUCAUGUUUUUGUUUCGUCGAAGAUACACGCCCUCUGGCGGCCUCUGGCAGCCUCACCACGCUCUGACAUAAUCAGCCAAUCAGAGACGAAGUUUUGCCACGUCCCGUUUGAUUGACAGGGGUGUCGGCGAAUAGCGGUGCGCCUACGCCGUUGGCCUGUGUUGCGGGAGGGCGGGGCUCCGCUCCGCUCGGCAGCACAGCGGAAGAAAAUGGCGGCCGUGGCUGCAGAGCCAGGAGCUGCGGCGGUUCCGACAACAGCCACCGACGAGGGCCCACCAGAGCCGGGCCCGGCGGGAGCCCGAUCGGAGUGCGAGGGACCGCGGGAGCCUGGGCCGGCAUUGGACCUGGCCGCGAUGCGGGCGGAGGACGGAGGGGAUGCGGAGGGCCGCCAUGUCAGGCCGGAGCUGGAGCCCGCGGCGGGAAACGCGCCUGCGGAGAGCGACGAAGCGAGCGGCUCCGGGCCGCCGGAGCGGGUCAACGCGGACCGCUUCUCCCCCGGACUGCCUGUGGACCCUGAGGGCGGCGGAGACGUGUCUGCGCAGGAGGCGUACCGUGGCCCGGACCCGCAGCCCUCCGCUGUGUUCUUGCACUCAUUCCCGGCCGCGCCACCCGUCACCGAGGCCGGCCUAUCUCUGGCCGAACCUGCCGAACCCACCACCAACGAGACCACGGACCGAGCCGAGACCGCGGGCCGGGAGCGGGGCUACACGAGCCUGGAGCAGGCGGAGCGGAGGCCCGCGGCGGACACUGUGCUGGACGGGACGGCGGACGGUCCGGACCCGGACCCAGCGGGGCCCGAGGAGCCGGCUGCCAGAGGCCCGAGGGAUUCCUCCCCGCCCUGCCGCUCACCGAAACGGCGGCUGCUGACCGAGCCUGCCGCCGAGAAUCGAGCCGGAGCCGCCUCUGUGUUGGACCUCAGUCCCGGGUCCGAGGUUCGGGUCUGCCUGGACCACGUCAUCGAUGACGCGCUGGUGGUGUCUUUCCGGCUGGGAGAGAAGGUGUUCUCCGGGGUCCUGAUGGACGUUUCAAAAAGGUUCGGUCCGUACGGGAUUCCCAUCACCGUGUUCCCACGCCGGGACGACCGGAGUCGACCUCCCACGUCUGUCCAGCAGCCGCUGCCGGUUAGCGACGACUUCCCGCCCACCAAAAAGGAAGAGAACGCUGCUCCGCUCCCUCCUCAGGACUGCACCUCUAAACCGCCACCGCUGUUUCAGGAGGCGCCGUACCCGCCUCCUUUGUUCAUCAGGGACACCUACAACCAGGCCUUACCUCAGCCGCCGCCGCGCAAGAUUAAACGGCCGAAGAGGCGCUACCGCUGCGAAGAGCCCACUUCCAUCAUGAACGCCAUCAAGCUCCGCCCCCGACAGGUACUCUGCGACAAAUGCAAAGGGGUGGUGGCGUCAGGUGGGCACCGGGAGACACGGCGGGGGCCGGUGGACCUGAGGAGCGACGAGACUUCGCGGCGGCGGAAGGCGGCAGAGGGACCGAUCUCUGCUGAGGUAAAGCGUCUGAGGAGCGACGACAAAGGACGGCCCCCGGCCACCGACCGGCGCUCGUCAUCAGGGAUACGUGUGUCAUCUUCGUCGCCAUCCUCUUCCCGCCGCGUUUUGAGGGGAGUGGCCUCAUCCUCAUCCUCAGCGACCUCGAGCUGCAUGCGCCUGAAGCUGAACUCUAAGAAGGUUCUGACCAAAGGGUCAGCUGACCGCUCCAAGGCGCGGCAGGUGCUCAAGACGCUGGUGAGGAGCUCGCAAACGCCGCCACCACAGCGCCGGCCCAAAGACCAGGACCAGGUCCGCCCCAAGGCUGUGACCCGAGCCGCCACCCUGCAGAACCACAACCAGAAGGUCCACUUCACCCGCCGCCUGCAGCACCUCAGCGCUGCCGCCAGCACACCGCUUCCGCCCAGAAUGCGCCUCAAACCCCAAAGGUAUCGUACUGACGACAGCCAGGCACAGAGCUCCUCCUCCUCCUCGUCCCCGCCCAAACACAGCGCUCGCUCAUCACCUCCCAAACCAGAACUAAGCCCCGCCUCAACACCCAACCCACCCACAGCCCUGCCCCCACUUCAAGUAACUGCUCCUCCCCCAACGCCAUCCUGUAUGGAAAGCGUUGCCGUGGAGAUGCAGGUGGCGUCUGAGGGGAGAGUAGGAGGUCCUCCCUCCUCCUCCUCUCUAGACUCCACCCCCUCAGAGUGUAGCUCCACAGACAAUUUUGAACUCCCCCCACCCGGAGACCCUCCCUCUUCGUCUUCUCCCCCCCAUAACUCCCCCUCCUCAGCUCCACGGUGCCCCCCUCCUCUCCGCCCGCCGGCCCUCCCCUCAGAGCUGAUGGCGAGGAAGUGCAGUGUGGCGUUGGGGAGGAGGGCAACGACCUGAAGAGGCGCCGUAA